ACUCGGCGGGGCGCCGGCCGGCGGGCGGAGACGGACCCGGGAUCUGUCCGAGCAGGAAGCGAGCCGGAGCCCGGUCGCCGCCGCCGCCCUGUCGCCGCCACCGCGACUCUGAGCUCGUUCACGUCGUCGGCCUUUUCGCUCAACUUCAUCACCUCCCACCCCGCCCUUCACCUCACCGGCCACAGGUAGCCUCGCCGCCGCGCACCUGCCUUCGCGUCCGCACCGAAAAUAGAUACUCCCUUCAAAAAUGGAGGAUGGAAAGCCCGUUUGGGCGCCACACCCUACAGAUGGAUUUCAAAUGGGCAAUAUUGUAGAUAUUGGCCCUGACAGCUUAACCAUUGAACCCUUGAACCAAAAAGGCAAGACAUUUUUGGCUCUCAUAAACCAAGUGUUCCCUGCAGAAGAAGACAGCAAAAAAGAUGUGGAAGAUAAUUGUUCACUAAUGUAUUUAAAUGAAGCCACUCUUCUUCAUAAUAUCAAAGUUCGAUACAGUAAAGACAGAAUUUAUACAUAUGUCGCCAACAUUCUGAUUGCAGUGAACCCAUACUUUGACAUACCUAAAAUAUAUUCUUCAGAAACAAUAAAGUCGUAUCAAGGAAAAUCUCUUGGAACGAUGCCACCUCAUGUCUUUGCAAUUGCUGAUAAGGCUUUUAGAGACAUGAAAGUGCUCAAGAUGAGUCAGUCUAUCAUCGUAUCUGGAGAAUCAGGAGCUGGCAAAACAGAAAAUACAAAAUUUGUUUUAAGAUACCUGACUGAAUCCUAUGGAACAGGUCAAGAUAUUGAUGAUAGAAUUGUUGAAGCUAACCCACUCUUAGAAGCCUUUGGAAAUGCAAAGACUGUUCGCAACAAUAAUAGCAGUAGAUUUGGAAAAUUUGUAGAAAUACAUUUCAAUGAAAAGAGUUCAGUUGUUGGAGGAUUUGUUUCACAUUACCUUCUAGAGAAAUCUAGGAUCUGUGUUCAAGGCAAAGAGGAAAGGAAUUAUCAUAUCUUUUAUAGGUUGUGCGCUGGUGCUUCUGAAGAUAUUAGGGAAAAACUUCAUUUGAACUCCCCAGAUAAUUUUCGGUAUUUAAACCGAGGCUGCACUAGAUACUUUGCUAACAAAGAAACUGACAAACAGAUUUUACAGAACCGAAAAAGUCCUGAGUAUCUUAAGGCAGGUUCCUUGAAAGAUCCUCUGUUAGAUGACCAUGGAGAUUUUAUUAGAAUGUGCACAGCCAUGAAAAAGAUUGGUUUGGAUGACGAAGAAAAGCUUGAUCUGUUCCGGGUAGUAGCUGGUGUCCUGCACCUUGGAAAUAUUGAUUUUGAGGAAGCUGGCAGCACCUCAGGUGGUUGUAAUCUGAAGAAUAAAUCUAAUCAGGCAUUGGAAUAUUGUGCUGAAUUACUGGGUUUAGAUCAAGAUGAUCUUCGUGUAAGUUUAACUACAAGAGUCAUGCUAACAACAGCAGGGGGCACCAAAGGAACAGUCAUAAAGGUACCCUUGAAAGUGGAGCAAGCAAACAAUGCUCGCGAUGCCUUGGCAAAGACUGUCUAUAGCCAUCUUUUUGAUCAUGUGGUCAACAGAGUAAAUCAGUGUUUUCCUUUUGAAACAUCAUCUUAUUUUAUUGGAGUCCUAGAUAUUGCUGGUUUUGAGUACUUUGAACAUAACAGUUUUGAACAAUUUUGCAUCAACUACUGCAAUGAAAAGCUUCAACAGUUUUUUAAUGAAAGGAUUCUGAAGGAGGAACAAGAACUCUAUCAAAAAGAAGGUUUAGGUGUUAAUGAAGUGCAUUAUGUGGAUAAUCAGGACUGUAUAGAUUUAAUUGAAUCAAAAUUAGUGGGGAUACUGGAUAUUUUAGAUGAAGAAAAUCGCCUUCCCCAGCCAAGUGAUCAACACUUUACAUCUGCAGUUCACCAGAAACACAAAGAACAUUUCCGACUCACUAUACCAAGAAAAUCUAAGCUGGCAGUCCAUAGGAACAUCAGAGAUGAUGAAGGCUUCAUUAUCAGGCAUUUUGCAGGGGCAGUGUGCUAUGAAACAACCCAAUUUGUGGAAAAAAAUAAUGAUGCUUUACAUAUGUCUCUUGAAUCCUUAAUAUGUGAAUCCAGGGAUAAAUUUAUACGAGAAUUAUUUGAAUCAUCUACAAACAACAACAAAGAUACUAAACAAAAAGCAGGAAAACUUAGCUUCAUCAGUGUGGGAAACAAGUUUAAGACACAGUUAAAUCUGCUUCUGGAUAAACUUCGAAGUACUGGUGCAAGCUUUAUUCGUUGUAUCAAACCUAAUUUAAAGAUGACAAGCCACCACUUUGAAGGUGCCCAGAUUUUGUCUCAACUUCAAUGUUCAGGUAUGGUGUCUGUUUUGGACUUAAUGCAGGGUGGUUUCCCAUCACGAGCUUCCUUUCAUGAACUCUACAACAUGUAUAAAAAGUAUAUGCCAGAUAAACUUGCAAGAUUAGAUCCAAGACUGUUUUGCAAGGCUCUUUUUAAAGCUUUGGGCUUGAAUGAAAUUGACUACAAGUUUGGGUUAACAAAAGUAUUUUUUAGGCCUGGCAAGUUUGCAGAAUUUGAUCAGAUUAUGAAGUCUGACCCUGACCAUUUAGCAGAACUGGUUAAAAGAGUCAAUCACUGGCUUGUCUGCAGUCGCUGGAAGAAAGUUCAGUGGUGCUCCCUCUCAGUCAUCAAACUGAAAAACAAAAUAAAAUAUCGAGCUGAAGCCUGCAUUAAAAUGCAAAAAACUAUUAGAAUGUGGCUUUGCAAAAGGAGACACAAACCUCGCAUCGAUGGACUGGUUAAGGUCGGCACACUGAAAAAACGACUCGAUAAAUUUAAUGAAGUAGUAAAUGCAUUGAAAGAUGGAAAACCAGAGGUGAAUAAACAGGUCAAGGACCUUGAAAUUUCUAUUGAUGCUUUAAUGGCCAAAAUUAAGUCCACUAUGAUGACAAGGGAACAAAUACAGAGAGAAUAUGAUGCACUAGUUAAAAGCUCAGAGGAACUCCUCAGCGCAUUACAGAAAAAAAAACAGCAGGAAGAGGAAGCAGAACGGCUGAGGCGUAUUCAAGAAGAAAUGGAAAAAGAAAGAAAAAGACGUGAGGAAGAUGAACAACGUCGAAGAAAGGAAGAGGAGGAAAGGCGGAUGAAACUUGAGAUGGAAGCAAAGAGAAAACAAGAAGAAGAAGAGAGAAAGAAAAGGGAAGAUGAUGAAAAACGUAUUCAGGCUGAAGUGGAGGAGCAGCUGGCCCGACAGCGGGAAGAGGAAUCUCAGCAGCAGGCGGUUCUGGAGCAGGAGCGCCGCGACCGGGAGCUGGCCCUGAGGAUCGCCCAGAGCGAAGCUGAGCUCAUCAGCGACGAGGCCCAGGCUGACCUGGUGCUCCGGAGAGGUCCUGCUGUACAAGCCACCAAGGCAGCUGCUGGUACCAAGAAAUACGAUCUCAGUAAAUGGAAAUAUGCAGAACUACGUGAUACCAUCAAUACUUCUUGUGAUAUUGAGCUCCUGGCAGCUUGCAGAGAAGAAUUUCACAGAAGACUAAAAGUGUAUCAUGCUUGGAAAUCCAAGAAUAAGAAGAGAAACACUGAAACAGAGCAACGUGCUCCAAAGUCUGUUACUGAUUAUGAUUUUGCACCAUUUUUGAACAAUUCACCUCAGCAGAACCCAGCGUCUCAGCUUCCUGCCAGGCAGCAGGAGAUCGAAAUGAACCGACAGCAGCGCUUCUUCCGCAUCCCAUUCAUCCGCCCUGCCGACCAGUACAAAGACCCGCAGAAUAAGAAAAAAGGCUGGUGGUACGCGCACUUUGAUGGCCCGUGGAUUGCCCGGCAGAUGGAACUCCAUCCUGACAAGCCUCCCAUCCUGCUUGUGGCUGGUGUGUGGAAGGAUGACAUGGAGAUGUGUGAGCUGAAUCUUGAAGAGACAGGCCUGACUCGAAAGCGUGGUGCUGAGAUUUUGCCAAGACAGUUUGAAGAAAUUUGGGAACGCUGCGGAGGUAUCCAGUACCUCCAGAAUGCAAUUGAGAGCAAACAGGCAAGGCCCACGUAUGCGACGGCCAUGCUGCAGAACCUGUUAAAGUAGAUGGUGCACCUGACCUGACGGCUGGGAGCCAGGCUGGGGCACUAAGUAGGGUGUGUGCCCCCCGAGAUUUGACCUUUCUGUGACCGUGUUAGAACUGCUGAUACAAAGUGAACAGAUUUUAUUAAUCAUGGCUUUUUGUUAAUUUAAGGUAAAUUAUGGUAGUGAACUUGGGACCUAAAAAUUGUUUUCGUGUAUCCAACUAUAACUGUUAAACCUCUCCUCCCUCUAAUACUGGUUAACACUUGGACAGAUUCUGACAUUUCUCAUUCUUUGCCAACAGACUACCUGAAGUCCAUUGUAAUUGUUCUCUAGGAAAGGAAAUGUUUUAAAAACUCAAAAUACUGACUUUGCAAGGAUGGCACAGAACCAUAUAACUGGAAUAAUGAAACCUUAGGUUAAAUUUUCUUGUGAAAAUUAAGGCACUUAAUCAAGGCACUGAUGCUUUGAUCUGGAAUGCUGUGUACUUUUUUAAUUCACUUUUUCAGAAAUUGAUGGAUAUUUCCAUUGAAAGUGGAAAAUUUUUUUUCCUCCUGCUUUGUGGUGUGGCUUAGUUUGAGUAAAGCAAUUCACCUGAACUUCUAGAAUUCUAGAAAAGAGCCUGAAUGUAUUUGAUGUACUCUGCGAUAAAGAAAGUACUCACAGAUUUAUUUUUCUUUUGUAUCAUGUUUUGUUGCUAUGUAAGAAUAUUUUCUUACAGUCCGUGGGCAAAUAAAGGAAAUUCAGGCCAUUUCAGUGCUUAAAAGUUUUGAGAUAACUUGUUUCAUUUAGAAAAGGAAAUAGGUUUUUGGUGGCAAUGUGGCUUAACUGGACUGAAUUCAAAUUAUUCUUUCAACUUCAUCUCAGUUGCAAUUUUUGUAUCAGAAUCUUGUCCAAGUUGUUUCGUAUGAUUUAAGCUAGUGUUCUGUUUCAAAAUAUCUUUGUUUUUGAAAAUGUCUAGUGUCUUUUUUGGCCUUGAGAUUUUGGUAAUUAUAGAACUGUUUUGUAAGCUUUGUAAUUCAAAAGCCCAGUACUUGGUAAUUGCUUAUUUCAUGUAACUGACGAUUUAAUUUUUUUCUUUGUGUGUUAGUUUUGAUCAAAUGUCAGCAGUUUCAAAUUUAAUAUUUAUGACGUUAUAUUAGGAAUUUGGAGACAAAAAUACAUCAUGGAGUUAUGCUGAUAUAAUGAUAGUGAGUCGUGUUUGUAUUUUAGAAUAAAAUUAGAAAAAUAAAAUUAUUCUCUGUACUUUUCCCCCUGAUUUUUAAAGACCCUAGCCUUUGAAAUGAUUUCCAGUGAUUGUUUUUUCUAGAAAGAGUACCUCAGUCAGGAAGAUCUUUCCCAGCUGAUUAGAUUAAUGCUUGUGAGAGCCACACACUUUUUUCUGAAUUGUUUCUCUCAUAAGAUGUGUCUUAGUACAGAAAUAUUUAUUUAUUAUGAUACUGUGCAAAUGAUUGUCUCCUGUUAAAGAAAUUAAAUUGUCCUAUCUGUGCUAUUGGGAAUGUGAAUAGGAUUAUCUUUUGAAGGCUGUAUUACUGUGGAGAUUCACCCACCCUUGGGUUAUUUGGUCCCUGUGAUUGGUGCAGAAGGUCUGGUUACUGAAAAUAAAUGACCUGUUCUCUCUCUUCUCAUCACUUGCCUUUAAUUGGUGUUUUUAUUUGUAUAGGAUAGUGAAUGAUGAGCUUAACUCGUAGCAAAUAGAGUCCUUGAAGAAAAUUUAAUAACCAAAUUGACUUUUAAUGACUUAUCCCUUUAGUACUGUUUUCAGAAGGAGUUUUAUGUAUCUCCUAGAUACAUUUAAGUACUAGAUGAAAACCCAUCAAACAGGUUAAAAUUACUGUAAUGAAAGAACUUAAUGUUUGAAGAAUUUGUAAGACAUUUAUCACAGCAAAGCACUGUUGCAAGUCUUUCAUUUUUUAUUUUAAUAGCUAAUAAAAUUACAGUUUUAAGCUAUUUUGUUGCUAAUUAUGUCACACAGCUGUCCUAGAACUUAUCUAUUUAAAGUUGUCUCCUGAGUUAAUUUUGGCUACCAGGAGAAUUGCCCUAAUUCAGAUAGAUUUACAGUAACCUACAUAUAAUAGAUACACACGUGCACACACACACACACACACACACACACACACACACACUCCCCUUUGCUGGAAAAAUUUGGGAGCCUGUCAGCCUUUAAAAGAAGUAGCAGAAAUGGUGUUCUAAAAGAUGUGGAUAUGGCUGCUUUACAGUGUUCACAGUCAAACCCAUAAACGUGUGAAAACUAUAGGAAUCAAAAGUCAGUUUCUAUUUAAUGUCAUUUGAAUUGAGAUUUAAAAUUUGAAAUUUCAACCAGUGUACUGUAUAUUAAGAACUAAUCUCUUUUUAAAAAAAAUUUUUUGAAUGUUUGUUUAUUUUUGAGAGAGAGACAGAGCAUGAGCGGGGGAGGGGCAGAGAGAGAGGGAGACACAGAACCUGAAACAGGCUACAGGCUCUGAGCUGACAGCACAGAGCCUGACACAGGGCUUGAACUCACGGACCGUGAGAUCAUGACCUGAGUCAAAGACAGACGGACACUCAGCUGGCUGAGCCACCCAGGCGCCCAAGAACUAAUCUUCUCUUAAUGGGUUUUCUUACUCAGUACAUGUUCCUUCCUUAGUGUAUACUUUACAAAAGUAGACAUACAUAAAAUACUAAGAAUGAGAAGGUAAAACUCAAUUUGAUUAUAAUGUAAUUCCUAAUUCCACUAACACAUUUGAGAUAUGUAUUAUGAGCUAUGGGUAUGCACUGAGAGAAAGGAAGUUUCUUUAGUACACACAUGUCAAGAGAACAGUGAAUUUUCUUUGUUGUAAAGUUGAGUAGAUGGCACCUUCUCAAAGGAUUAUGUGAGGAAAAAAUAAAAUAAUGCACGUAGGAGUAUAAGCCUACACAAGAGACAUUCUAUUGUAACUUACAUUCUGCUUCCUAUAAUGUCUUUUUAAUAGGUCAUUCUUUCCUGUAACACAGUGAACACUUUUGUUUUGCAAACAACAAAGAAAAUAUAAUCUUACGUGGAAAAUAGGUAGGUGGUAUUUGUGGAAGCUUAGCUAGAGAAUAGAAGAAACAGGCAGGAAUAAUGAGGAUUAAUUGUAGAGCUCUAUUAAUUGGAUUUUUAAAAAAAUAUUUUAAUUCACAGAUUAUUACUAUGGUUCUCAGGGGAUCCAGAUACGUAGCUCUUUGGUUUCUUUUUGUGAAGGACUGUAAGAGUACUUGGAUAAGUAGAAUAAAUAUUUAUUGAAUGAAUCAUCAGUUAAUACAAUGUUAGUGGUUGGUUUGCCUCCUUUUACAGAGGAGGUAAAAGAAAUCCAGAGGGAUCAAGUAAUUUAAUUCUAGACCAUGAACGAGAUAUAAAUGUUUUUGCUCCAAUCAUGUGGAACAAAAAGAAUAAAAAAAAAUUGUUUUGAGUAGCCCCCUGUAGAUUUACAAAGGGUUGUUCCUUUGUCAUUCCACAUCUCCAGAAGGUGUGACAUAUUCUAUGUUUCAUUACCAGAAAUAACAAGUAUUGAGAGUUUAUUUCUCCCGGAAGACAAACUAACAAGGGAGGAGAAGCCAGAAGAUACUAAAAAUGAGAAUAAGGACAAGUCGAGGGAACAGUUGUAACAAUAAGGAAAGAGAAGAGGAACAGUGAUGGAAGAGAAAGAAAUGGGUCUUCCCCUGAAAACUCUACUUCCCCAGGUUGAACAACACUGAUACAUUUUAGGUGACAAAGCACUCCUGAUCUUUGCUGAGUUUUAGAGUGAAUUAUAUGUAAUAUAGAAGCAGAACCUGUGGUUAUUAAAACUUGGGUCACAGUAGACCUGGUGUAUAAAUUCUUAGCAUAUAGAAAUGGCACCGCCACACUGGAGAAGACGAGCAGUGAGUAGACAUUCUGUGCGUAAGCCUCAUGGAGGGAUAGAGUUGGACAGACUCUGAGAGGUAGAGUCUACCCACGUCAGUACCAGAUCAUUGAAUACAGUUAAGUUCAGUUCACAUCAGUGUAUUCUUCCUUCCCCAUCACCAACUUAAUAGAUGAAGUAAGUUUGGUUGUCAGACUUUCCAGAAAUCUUUCAAAAGAUAAUCAGGAAAAAAAAUGUACAUUAAAAUGAGAAUCUUUAAUCCUAAUUUGUAUCUAUGCAGAAUCUCACCUUCAGACCUCAGAUUGGCUUAUUGUCCAUUUUCUUCUCACUUUUGAAAAUCCAUCUAAUUGCAACUGUUAAUUUUUCCUCAUUUCCUUAAAAAUGUAUAUCUGAUUAUUUCCUAAAAUACUGAUGUACUGGAAAUAGAAAUAAUAAAUGCCAUCUAUGUAGAACUUC
Molecule: messenger RNA, 8316 nt
Organism: Prionailurus viverrinus (fishing cat)
Lineage: Eukaryota; Metazoa; Chordata; Mammalia; Carnivora; Felidae
Gene: MYO6
Product: myosin VI
Exons: 33
Coding region: 248-4042 (1264 amino acids)
Biological process (GO): inner ear morphogenesis; vesicle transport along actin filament; endocytosis
Cellular component (GO): endocytic vesicle; myosin complex; ruffle
Molecular function (GO): actin filament binding; ATP binding; microfilament motor activity
Source: RefSeq, a predicted model, not a curated record